AUGAACGCAAAAUCGCGGACUUCGGGAAGGAGAUGCUUUACCCGUGGGGGAAAACGCAUCGUCGUCCUCGCUGAAGACGAGGGUGAAGCGAAAAGAAGAAUCGGUUUUAAUGCGCUCAAUAAUAUCAGCACAAAACGAGAUAAAACGAGAGCACGCGCGUUUGCAGAAGAAGAAGAAAAAGGAGGAGAUCCUUCGACGACGACGACGACGAUUCCAACAGAAACAACAACGAAAGAAGAAGAAGAAGGAGGAGGAAAGAACACGAGGGGUAAAGCGACGAGUAAAGGCGCGACGCCUUUGCUCGUGGUGGACAUGGAAAAAGGCACGGUGAAACUGGCGAAAAACCGAAGACGAGACAAGGCGAAACUGCAAGGCGCUUUGGCGUUGGCGGUGAAACGGUCGGAGGUGAAACUCGCGGACAUGGGGUCGGCGAAAAUAGGUCCUUUGGAGGAGGACGAUUGCAUGGACGCGACGAACUUAGUGAUGGAUUUAUUCUUUAAGGUGAGACCGCAAGAUUUCUUAGCGAGGAAAAGGUUGGCGAAGGCACAAUCGGAUCGAGUGUACGCGGGGUUAUUGGACGGGGUGCAGAAUGCGACGGACAGAGUUUUAAUAGCGGCAAAAGUUGGAUCGAAUUUAGUCGGCAUCGCGGAGGUGUCGUUGCCGAACGGGAAGCGGUUCGGCGCGGAGAACUACCGACCGAAAGCACCGGCGGAUAAACCGUAUUUAUCGGACGUCGCCGUCGCUACAACGCAGAGAGGGCGAGGGAUCGGUAAAGCUUUGGUGUUAGCCGCGGAAGAGACGAUGAGAGAGAUGGGUGAGACGACGAUGUAUACGCACACGAAAGUGGAUAAUAAAGGCGCGCAAAAAUUAUUCGAGAAGUGCGGGUACGCGGAGCCAGAGUGGGCGAAAAAAGGGUUGACGCAAGCGCAGAUCGCGCAAAGGAGUACCGAAUGGAAUCCGUUCGCCGCGGUUGGCCUGGUUGAGGUGGGGCAUUUUAUGCUCGAAAAGCCACUAGGACAAUAA
Bathycoccus prasinos is the source of this 1023-nucleotide messenger RNA. RefSeq lists its product with no specific name. Bases 1 to 1023 code for a protein of 340 amino acids. Gene Ontology annotation, molecular function: acyltransferase activity, transferring groups other than amino-acyl groups. Lineage: Eukaryota; Viridiplantae; Chlorophyta; Mamiellophyceae; Mamiellales; Bathycoccaceae. The record is from RefSeq and is a predicted model, not a curated record. The transcript has a single exon.